CGAUUACCGAAACUUACUGACUACUCCCAUCUCUACUCUUUAAGGAACGCUGUCGCUGUCCGUUGAAAAUCUAAACUGAUCAACAGCUGACUUUGAAUUUGAAGCGGGAGGAGAAGCGAAUGGUGUGCCGCAAGCCAUAUAUCGCUUUCAGUUUCCAGUCUAGUCGCAAUAAAAAAGCAUCCGCUAAACAUGAGGGAGCUGAUUCCUGUCCCACAAGAAAACAUAAGCGAUAUCCUUUUAAAUGUUGGCCCCAAAAGCGUGAAUGUUUCCAACGGGUACUACGGCUACCAACCCCAUGUCCACUUAUCUGAUACAGGCCGACCGAAUAUCGAAGAAGCUCCAGUUAAAAUGGAAGUUCAGAACCAUGAUUUAGAGGACAAUGUUCAAAUGCAAAUGAAAAAUACCUUUUGGCGGGAUUUUGACCCUUGCUUGAAGCGGAAGCGCCAGCGUGAUGUAGCGGAAGAUUUCGGAACAGCAAAGAAGCACAAAGAAAGUAGUGGCGAUUAUCGCCAACCCCAUUUUCUCUCCAUAUCACCAGUAGUGCAAAAUGCAGUUCACCUGCCCAAUCCAACCCACAAUGUACCUGAUUUACCCCGCUGUAACAUGGGACAGUAUUUUUAAAUAAUGAAAUGUUUACCAAGUCCCGAUAAUGGAAAAGGAUUACUAGAGGACAUGCUAUGGAGAACACAUGGUGUUUCUGUUUAUCAGUGGAACGGACAAUAGUAUUUAGCAUAUCUUCUGAUUAGUUUCUGGAUAUUUUAGCAUAACUUGUGAUUUGUAUUCAUUUUGUAAAUAUCAUUAAAUUAAGGUGUUGAGAGUCAAGCUUUGGUUUAUAAUAUUUGGUGAUUGUGUGAAUUUGUCAAAAUUACCAGAAGCAUGUAUGUCAUGGAGAUGAAUAUUAUGAAUGAGAGGAUAUUUUAAAUGAAGGUUUAAUAAGAGAGAGAUUGUCUUGCAUUUUUGCCAUGAAAGCAACUAUACUACAUAAUUGUAUUUUUAUUCUUGACACAGUGUAUGUCGAUAUAUGAUGUUAAUAUUAUUCCUACUUAUUAUGUUUACAAUAAUAAAGAUGUUUCUCAAACAAGUUUGUCGACAGAAAAUGAUGUUGAAUCUUGAAAUGUUCAUAUUAAAGAGUAGUAGUAAAUAGAAAAUUACAAUAAAGAUAAGAUUCAUUGCAAGACAAGGACUUGAAAUAUAUAUAACUCAUUUGAAAACAUAGAAGGGAGUUAAUGUCUUGGUCAGUCUUUUUUGCAAAGUGCUGCUAUUGUGUGCUGUCGAUGUCUUGUUUCAAAUGGCAUCUGUACAUCAAAGUAUCUGGUAUUUCAAAACUACUGCAAGGAUGGUUGGGUCAAACGUACAAUUUUAUGAAUAGUAGUAGUAGUAGUAGACAUUUAUUUACUCCAUUAUAUAAGAACAAUAAAAACAUAGAAUGGCUACAUAAAUAAAUGUUUCAAUCCAUAGAAGGAAAAUGCCUGUUUAGAAUCAGCUGUAAAUGUCAACAGUACAUUGACAAGUAGAAUUCUAGAACAAAAAUAUGCGUAUGUCGUGUAUGCACACAAUAAUGAAUAUGUCGGAUUCUGGGUAGGGUAAUUGUAUUAUAUGCCCCUCUGUGUAUCCAGGACUGUAUUUUGCACAUUUGGAUAAAUUGUCGUGCAAACCUCUGCACAAAUCGCGCAAAUGCAAGUGAUUGAAAUUCAUUCAUGAUGCAUUAACAUUUUUUUGUAUUAACGCGUAGAGAUAGGUAUAACUCAGUUCAGUAUGGAAGUUCAGCAGCAAUUUUAUAUAGAUACACAUAGUUUAUCUAAUAAGCAAUUAACAAAUGAAGCGGGUUUAAUUUUGUGUAGAUAUGAAAUAUAUUCUCACUUUAUAUAACUAUUAAAGAAAGCAAUUGCACAAAAUUAGAUUGAUUAUACUUUUAUCAUGUAAACUGUUUUUCACUAUUGUUUCAGAAUCUAAUGUAGAAUAAUAUAGUGUUUUGAUAUCCU
Molecule: messenger RNA, 1982 nt
Organism: Acanthoscelides obtectus
Lineage: Eukaryota; Metazoa; Arthropoda; Insecta; Coleoptera; Chrysomelidae
Source: the annotation of a GenBank genome assembly